Messenger RNA from Sycon ciliatum, 4428 nucleotides. RefSeq lists its product as uncharacterized. Lineage: Eukaryota; Metazoa; Porifera; Calcarea; Leucosolenida; Sycettidae. The record is from RefSeq and is a predicted model, not a curated record. The transcript is spliced from 8 exons. The coding region runs from base 204 to 3812 and encodes 1202 amino acids.
GCAUAAGACCACACUUUGUUUCAUUAAAACGAAUGUAGGUAGAUGCCGGUGAAAAUUCGCGCUGGUAAGCCACAGUGUUAUCAAGGGGAGCUGCUGCUCAAGAAGCCUCCUGGUGACCAUACCGUUACCAUGAGUCUAUAAAAGAGCUCAGGGAAUUGCCAUUUCACCGCUCCUUCACUGUGAGCUCCAGACUGCUUGCCAAGAUGUCAAACGAAAAAGCACUGUCGGAUUUGCGCGCCAAACUGGGCAAAAAGUAUCUAGACAAUGUCUACGUUAAGCUGCUUCAGGAUGCCAGAGCGCCAAAGCUGGACGUACGAGACUUGUACGUUAACUUGACCAUCGUGCAGCAGCGAGAAGUGAAGAAAGUUUCGAAAACUGCUAACAGUUCGCAUAGCGAGGAGGCUCUCUUUCUCCAGUUAGGCAAUGCAAAAGAUCGUGACGAGCGUGUUGCAUUGUCGGACAUAUUUGCAUCAGCCAAGGAAUCUAGCUGCUCGUCGUGUCCCGUCCAUACCGUCGCUUUAGUAGGUCCAGCAGGAAGUGGUAAAACAAUGGCGGUGACUAAGAAGCUACCGUUGCAGUGGAUUGAUGGAGAGACGCUGAAGAACACCGUUCUGGUGUUCAUUAUCACCGUGCGUAGCGUUCACGAGCGACUGCGUGGAGUGGCCAAGGAUCGGGUGGCCUCCACACGCGCGCAGAGUCUGGAAGAGCUGCUCCGGAGUUCAGCACGAGAACUGGACGAUGACGAUAUUGGAACAGUGAUGGAGUUCCUUCGUCAUAACGCUGACUGGGAGAAGGUCUUGUUUGUUAUUGACGGCAUAGAUGAGGGCUGCAUCAUGGAUAGCGUACUCUACAGGCUAAUCACAAGAGACCUGGAGGACAUCUCACCGUACUAUCUACUAUUACUCACGGCUAGGCCCUGUCCAACCAUACACUGGCUGUGGGAGGUGGGCGACAUCGAUCGAUACCUCUCGCUGCGCGGAUUCGACCAGGUGUCGCGCGCGGACUUCUUCGAGCGCUACGGCUCUCUGCACUACGGUCCUGAUUGGUCGUCGAUGCGUCGCAAUCUCACAGUGUUCCUGCGUAAGCUGGACUCAUUGCACGUGGGACGCCUCACCUAUCUUCCUUUUAUGGCCACGUUGUGCGUACACGCCAUGCCCAGAGCGGAUCCGUCCAGCUUGCCACACUGCGCCACGCAGCUGCUCCAGCUGCUCGUCAUGGCGUUGCUGAAACGUGAUCUACGCAGUGGUCCGGGUGGCUCGCGACAGUUCUCCCAGUUCGCUCACCUACGCGGUCCACAGCAGGAAGCAAUGCAAGAGAUGGCUGCAUUCGCCUACAGGAUGACCGCUGAGAGAGCAAUGGUGGUGGAAGAUGAUGGUGACGACUCGCCAUGGAGCGGCCUCGCUGCUGAUGUCAGCGAAGAGUUUGAGUCACUGAUCUCCUGCCUAACCCUGACAUUUGACGAGACGGGCACAGAACAAUCACUGACGAUGCGGCAGUUCGUUCAUCUCACCAUUCAAGAACUGCUCUGUGCCUAUCAUAUCGUCCGGCAACUCCAGGAAGAAGACGGCACCACUUCCUUCUGCGAGUGUUUCUCGGCGGUUGUCCGUGCUACGAACUUCGGCGAACAGUUCACACACCUUCUAGUCUAUGUGUCUGGCCUGGCACCGCCCGGUCAGCAUGCACUAGUCUUGCACACGAUCAUGACGCUCAUAUAUCGUGAGGAUCAGGAACUGCCAUCGGUCUUGACACGCAGCAAGCGCACAUUGAUGCUUUUCAAGAUGCUAAGCGAGGCAUACCAAGCUACAACAGGCCUGCGACAGGAACACGCUGUGGACAUCAAGGAAAUGUCAUGCUCAUCAUGGGCAGCCAUUGCCACGGCCAUUGCCAUGUUCGCCUCAAACUGGGUACAAAUACCCAUGGAGCGUAACUAUCAGGAGUCGGACGCUUCCGACGCCAUCGUCGCAAUUCGUCUGGCCCCUGAUCAGUUCACUGGCGUACGUCAUAUCUUCGCAGGUAGAUGUCACUCCGUAACCAGUACCGAGGUAUACGAUACCCUGUUGCAGUGCCAACGAAAUUGCAGCACGCUAACUCUUCGCCUGACGAAAGAGGACGAUGAUCGUGAUGGCCUUCGUACCCUUUCUAGUCUCGUGGCUGGAUCGAGAUUACUACGUGAGGUAGACAUGAAGAGUGACAAUCUUCACGCCUUCCGCAUGGAAUCUCUGGAACGCGUCGCUGCAGCAUUCGAAUCAACUGAAUCGCUGCGCACAAUUCGUUUCCAAUAUGCGCUGCUGGAGGAUACCACGCUUCAUCGCAUCAUGACAGCGAUCUCGUCGAGCAACAAGCUCCAGAAGUUGUCGAUCGGAAUUAUUAGUGAAAAGCUGUGGUCAACAAUGUGCAGUCUAAUCAAGGCAUGCUCAUCUAUUACCCAUCUGCACGUCGAGAUCCUGUGGCGAUCGUCGAUAAACGUCAGCGCACAUAGUCGCAGGCUAUGCCAAGCGCUUGAGUGCAACACGUCUCUCAAAGAAUUCGCCAUUCUGGGCUCUGAUCAAAGGAGAUCGAAGGACACGAGGCCACUAGCAAAUGACCUGGUCUCCGUCUUUGCAGCUCAUCCGACGAUAGAACUCUUCUGCUUGGGAUGCCGCUUCCUCAACUUGCGCAACGAUUCCCUCGUGGAGGCCAUGGACAGACUAAUCACAAGACUGGCAUCACAGGAGAAAUUCGGCAAGCGCCCUUUUAAGACACUCGUGAUAAUUCGCAGCGGGAACAUCGCAGACGAAGGAAUCCGCCGCUGUCUGGAGCUAGUGCAAGCUUCCCCGGGUGUGACACUUCAGGUUGAUUCCAUGUACGACGGAGGGAUAUCAGACGAACUGCCCAGCCUGCGUGACAACUUUCCUUUCUUCCUAUCAAUCAGCAGCAUUUGGUGGCGUAAAGAUUCUCAUCAUCCACGAUAUUCAUCGAAAGGUCUGGACGAACUCGCAACCAUGCUCGAACCCGAGAGAACACAGAAGGAACACGACGCAUCCAAUGAAGCCAACGCGAAGACAACAGCUGAGCACCAGGAAGAUGACCCCUGGCUACAUCCCUACUAUCUUGAUCACUAUCGCGAUCGCAUUCUCUGCAUUGAUCCGGAGUUACUGCGCCUCUCCACGCAAUCGCAAGGUCUGCUGGACAAUAGCCAGUAUGUGGACCUUCGCACAGUGCAGUCGGCUGGUGCACUGGUGCACAAUCAGAGAUGCCUGGAGUACGCACGCACCUUCACGAAGGUAGUCGAUGGUGCCGGUGCAACUGACGGUCAUGAUGGCCCGGCGAGCGGCAGAAUGGAGGCUCUGAGUGAGCCUGCUGAGUCGUUCCAGCGCCUACUCCGUGCACUGGAACACAUGGGCUAUAGAGCAUUACGCGUGGAGAUGGAAGAACGCAUGUUCAAGUUGCACCCGGACACUGGUGUUCCAACGCUGCAGAUGGAUGACGCAAACAAACCGGUGGAUCCGUGGCAGCAUGAAGGCUUCGACAUGCGUUUCCACGCCUGGAUUCUGUCCCUGCCGUCUGGCACGCUCCGUGCCCACUCGCAAGCCCAUGGAAUGCUCACAUUGUUCAUGGUCGCCUCGCUCGUCUCCGUGGAGAGCAGGCGAGGAUCGCUGGCUCACAACGACACCUACCUCAUCUACAUACGACCGAAUGGCGUGCAGUCGUUUGUCAAGUUCUUGAACGUCAUCCAGGGCAACCCUCUGUACAGGCUCCGAGUGAAGGAGAUGAGCUGCUUCUUGCCAGUCGACUUACAAGAGCCAUUCCUUGAGGAUUCAGAUAACGAAUGAAACGCAUGGAGUGUGUUCCAACAUGCUUCAUCUGAGACAGAAGACGAGCAGAUGUUGCUACUGGCCCGCGCCGCAGAACGCGAUUCCGAGAGGUCACGUGGUUUCAACGUGUUCACCAGCUGCGCCAAUCCCUCAAGGCAUAAUGUUGCUGUUCGCGGAAGCUGUGCCGAUUCCGUGCACAAUUAUUUGAUAACAGUUAGCAGGCAACGAGGUAUCAGCACUGCAACGCACCACCUCCUCGAUCACUAGGAACGCAAUCCAGACGUCUGCUAAAAUACCUAGAGAGCCUGAUGUACAUUGUACAUAAUAACUGCAGCUAAUGCUCAUCCAUUUUCAUGAUAUCUUCAGAGUUUGGCGGGCGCGUCAUCUGUUAUCACGUGAACUUUAUUCUGCCUAGAAUACGAGUAUUCAGUAUCUUCGUGGCAUGACAGUGACAGAACAAUUCGAUGAACUUGAAUUUUGUUGAUAAUGGUUUCACCGUUCUUGUGUUUCCUGUAUCUUUUUUUUACUCUUUUCGGCUAGUGUGGCCAAUGGUGUAUUCACUUCGUCUUCGUCUCUCUCGUGAGACACAGGAAAGUUGAUACUGUUAUUGGGGUGUGAGUCCGCCUCUCCUGAA